ACCGGGCAAUUCCUUCACUUUUUUCCUUUUUCCCCUCACAAGCCCCACAUUUCAAUAUUCCACUCUGGGGCAUAUAUAUCCCGUCUCAAGUUGCUGGGCUCCUCGACGCUAAGGCGCUCCAAACUGUUGCAAGCCCCUCCCCCAGAGUAAACACCAGGCCCAGUCUGGAUAUAGAUUUGGUCCUGCGACUUUGUGCGGGUCCACAUCAUUACAGACAGAGAGGGGAGGAGAAGGCCUAAGUAAACCAGGGGAGCUUCAGCUGGGGGGAAAGCCAGGCCGACCAAUGGGAUCAGGGAAGUUGGCUCAAGUGCUUCUGGGAUGGGCAGCAGUUUGUCUCAGCGCCGUACAGGUAACUGGUGCUCAAACUGGAAAUGGACCUUACCAAGCUAGCCGCUUCACUGGGAACGUAGACCAGAGGGAAGCCCAGCGUGUCCGCCGCCGUGGCCAGGACACUCUUAAAGGACCCAAUGUAUGUGGCUCUCGCUUCCAUUCGUACUGCUGCCCAGGCUGGAAGACGCUGUCUGGAGGGAACCAGUGUAUUGUUCCAAUCUGCAGGAAUUCCUGUGGUGACGGGUUCUGUUCCAGACCCAACAUGUGCACCUGUUCCAACGGCCAGCUCUCUCCCAGCUGUGGAGGUGGAGGAAUUCAGUCCUGCAACAUCAGAUGUAUGAAUGGAGGCAGCUGCAUGGAGGACUCCUGUUCUUGUGCAAAGGGAUACACUGGGAACCACUGUGGACAGCCUGUGUGUGAAAAUGGUUGUCAAAACGGUGGUCGCUGCAUUGGCCCCAACAGAUGUGCCUGUGUCUAUGGUUUCACUGGUCCUCAGUGUGAAAGAGACUACAGGACAGGACCAUGUUUCACCCAGGUGAGCAACCAGAUGUGCCAGGGCCAGCUGAGUGGAAUUGUCUGCACCAAAACUCUUUGCUGCGCCACAAUUGGCAGAGCGUGGGGCCACCCCUGUGAGCAGUGCCCCGCCCAGCCGCACCCCUGCAGACGAGGCUUCAUUCCCAACAUCCGCACCGGAGCCUGCCAAGAUGUGGAUGAGUGCCAGGCGGUACCAGGUCUGUGUGCAGGAGGAAACUGUAUUAACACUGUUGGAUCCUACGAAUGCAAAUGCCCUGCUGGUCAUCGUCAGAGUGAAACCAGCCACAAAUGUGAAGAUAUUGAUGAAUGCAGCACCAUUCCUGGGGUGUGUGAUGGAGGAGAAUGCACCAACACUGCUGGUAGCUAUGUCUGCAACUGUCCACGAGGCUACAUCACCAGCACAGAUGGCUCCAGAUGUGUGGAUCAGCGUGUGGGCACCUGUUUCUCUGCCCUUGCCAAUGGUCGCUGUGCAGCAGAGCUAAAUGGCCAGUACACAAAAAUGCAGUGUUGCUGUGAAACAGGACGCUGCUGGGCUUUGAGCCAGAUCCCAGAGAUGUGUCCUGUCAGAGGUUCCGAUGAGUUCAGGCGUCUGUGCAUUGUGGGAGUUCCACAAGGACUCCCUCACCCCUUCCCCAACGGAUACUUCCCCAGCCACAAUGGAAACUUUGGAUUUAAGCCUCCCAGUAUACCUAAUGGAAAUGGGAAUGGUAGGCCAAAUAUCAAUGGAGGAGGGGACACCUUUGGCGAUAAUGGAGGGACUUUUGGUGGCAAUGGAGGACCUAUAAGCUCUGUUUCUGUGAAUGACAGCAUUGAUUUUUGCCAACAUUUUACCAAUCUUUGUUUAAAUGGACGCUGCAACCCAACACCUGGGAGCUAUCGCUGCGAGUGUAACAUGGGAUACAAGCAGGAUGUUCGGGGGGAGUGCAUUGAUGAGGAUGAGUGUCGGAAUAAGCCAUGCACCAAUGGAGACUGUGUCAACACACCUGGGUCAUACCACUGCAAGUGUCAUGAGGGAUACCAGGGCACCCCUACCAAACAGGCCUGCAUCGAUAUUGACGAGUGUAUUGUAAACGGAGUGAUGUGUCGCAAUGGCCGCUGUGUCAACACGGAGGGCAGCUUCCAAUGUAUCUGCAAUGCUGGCUUUGAGCUCUCUCCAGAUGGGAAAAACUGUGUUGAUCACGACGAGUGUGCCACUACCAACAUGUGUCUCAAUGGCAUGUGCAUCAACGAGGAUGGCAGCUUCAAAUGCAUCUGCAAGCCUGGCUUCUCUUUAGCAACCAGUGGCCGGUAUUGCAUUGACAUUGACGAGUGUCUGACUCCUGGCAUAUGUAUGAACGGUCGCUGCAUCAACAGUGAAGGGUCCUUCCGCUGCGAAUGCCCACCAGGCCUGGCCGUUGACGUCGAUGGAAGAGUGUGUGUGGACACACACAUGAGGACCACCUGCUAUGGCACUAUAAAAAUGGGUACAUGCUCACGUCCCUUUCCAGGAGCAGUGACCAAGUCUGAGUGCUGCUGUGCUAACCCCGAGCAUGGCUUUGGAGAGCCCUGCCAACCCUGCCCAUCUAGAAACUCAGCUGAGUUUCAGGCUGUAUGCAGCGGGGGUAUUGGUAUUACCACUGAUGGAAGAGACAUCAAUGAGUGCGCCUUGGACCCAGACAUCUGCCAGAACGGUGUUUGUGAGAACCUCAGAGGAAGUUACCGCUGCAUCUGCGACAUUGGCUAUGAGUCUGACACAAGUGGAAAGACCUGCGUUGACAUUAAUGAGUGUCUAGUGAACCGACUGCUCUGUGACAAUGGACUGUGCAGAAAUACACCAGGGUCCUACACAUGCUCCUGUCCUACAGGAUUUGUCUUCAAACCUGAUUCUGAGACGUGCGAGGAUAUAAAUGAGUGUGAGUCCAGCCCAUGCAUCAAUGGACUAUGUCGCAAUGUUGCCGGGUCUUUUAACUGCGAGUGCGCCCAUGGCAGCAAACUGGACUCUACAAACACCAUCUGCGUUGACAGCAUGAAGAGCACUUGCUGGCUCACCAUUCAAGACAACCGCUGUGAGGUGAACAUCAACGGAGCCACACUGAAGUCUGAGUGCUGCUCCACCCUGGGAGCAGCCUGGGGCAGCCCCUGUGAACCCUGCGAGAUUGACACCGCUUGCUCUCGAGGAUUUGCUCGCAUGAAAGGCCUUGUCUGUGAAGACAUUAACGAGUGUGAAGUGUUCCCCGGAGUGUGUACGAAUGGACGGUGUGUGAACACUCAGGGCUCAUUCCGCUGCGAGUGUGCUGCAGGCCUGACUUUGGACAGCAGUGGUCGCACAUGUGUGGACAUGCGCAGUGAACAGUGCUAUAAGAAAUGGCACGAGGAUGAGUGCGGUGAGCCACUACCAGGAAGGUAUCGUGUGGACAUGUGCUGCUGCUCCGUGGGAGCUGCUUGGGGGAUCGAUUGUGAGGAAUGUCCUAAAGAGGGAACGCCUGAGUUCAAUACCAUCUGCCCCAGGGGGCGGGGCUUCGCUAAUAGAGGAGAUAUUCUCACCGGCAGGACCUUUUACAAAGAUGUGAAUGAAUGUAAGGUCUUCCAGGGGCUGUGUACUUAUGGAACCUGCAGAAACACAAUUGGCAGUUUCAAGUGUCGGUGCAACAACGGCUUUGCUCUCACAGCUGAGGAGAGGAACUGCACAGAUAUUGAUGAGUGUCGAAUCUCCCCCGACCUGUGUGGUCAUGGUACAUGUGUCAACACACCCGGCAGCUUUGAGUGCGAGUGCUUUGAAGGCUACGAAAGUGGCUUCAUGAUGAUGAAAAACUGCAUGGACAUCGAUGAAUGUGAGAGGAACCCCCUGUUGUGCCAUGGAGGAACCUGCAUGAACACAGAUGGAAGCUUUGAGUGUGAAUGUCCCACAGGAUAUUUGCUCAGCAGUGAUGCAUCGGUUUGUGAAGACAUGAAUGAAUGCCAGCUGAGUGACAACUUGUGCAGAAAUGGCGAGUGUGUCAACAUGCCUGGGACCUAUCAGUGCUCCUGUAACAUGGGAUAUCAGGCCACACCUGACAGACAGGGCUGCGUUGAUAUUGACGAGUGCACCAUUAUGAAUGGUGGAUGUGAGACCCACUGUACCAACUCUGAGGGUAGUUAUGAGUGCAGCUGUGGUGAGGGAUAUGCCCUGAUGCCUGACCUCAGGACUUGUGCAGAUAUUGAUGAGUGUGAAGAGACUCCAGAUGUGUGUGAUGGAGGCCAAUGCACCAAUAUUCCUGGGGAAUAUCGCUGUCUGUGCUUUGAUGGUUUCAUGGCUUCCAUGGACAUGAGGACCUGUACCGAUGUGGACGAAUGUGAUUUAAACCCAAACAUCUGUCUCCAUGGUAACUGUGAGAACACUAAGGGCUCCUUCAUCUGCCACUGUGAGCUGGGAUACUUUGUCAAAAAGGGAUCCACAGGCUGCACAGAUAUUGAUGAGUGUGAGAUCGGAGCUCACAACUGUGACAUGCAUGCCGCCUGCAUUAAUGUGCCAGGAAGUUUCAAGUGUCGCUGUAGAGAUGGCUGGGUGGGAGACGGCAUCAAAUGUGUGGAUUAUGAUGAAUGCGCCUCAGAGGACCAUAGUUGCCACCUUAAUGCAGACUGUGUGAACACACCGGGAUCAUAUAGGUGUACAUGCAAAGAUGGCUUCAAUGGAGACGGCUUUUCGUGCUCGGACAUGGAUGAAUGCGCAGACAAUGUCAACCUGUGUGAAAACGGACAGUGUCUGAAUGCCCCUGGAGGCUACCGCUGCGAGUGUGAGAUGGGCUUCACUCCCACAGAGGACAGCAAGGCCUGUGAAGAUAUCGAUGAGUGCAAUUUCCAGAACAUCUGUGUGUUUGGAAGUUGUGAGAACCUCCCAGGAAUGUUCCGCUGUGUUUGUGACGUAGGCUAUGAACUGGACCGCAGUGGAGGGAACUGCACUGAUAUCAACGAGUGUGCUGACACUGUGAAUUGCCUCAAUGGAAUCUGUGUGAACACAGAAGGGAGCUACUUGUGUAACUGUCCGCCUGACUUUACACUCAACCCCACAGGAGUGGGCUGUGUUGAUACCCGUGUUGGUAGCUGUUACUUAGACAUCUCUCCCCGGGGUGACGGAGGAAUCUCCUGCAGUGUGGAGAUCGGUGUCGGUGUCACGCGAGCUUCCUGUUGUUGCACUGAUGGAAGAUUCUGGGGAAAUCCUUGUGAAGUCUGCCCUGCAUCUAACUCCUCCGAGUAUAAGACUCUCUGUCCAGGAGGGGAGGGGUUCAGGCCCAACCCCAUCACUGUUCUUUUGGAAGACAUCGAUGAGUGUAUGGAGCUGCCAGGUCUCUGCCAGGGUGGAGAAUGCAUUAACACGUUUGGUAGCUUCCAGUGUGAGUGUCCACUAGGAUACUAUCUGAAUGAAGAGACACGCGUCUGUGAAGAUAUUGAUGAAUGCACUGCUCACAUUGGUAUUUGUGGACCUGGCACUUGCUACAAUACAAAGGGAAACUACACUUGUGUGUGCCCCCCUGAAUACAUGCAGGUCAAUGGAGGAAACAACUGCAUGGACAUGAGGAAGAGUGUUUGCUACCGCAACUUCAAUGACACGUGUGAAAACGAGCUGUCGUUCAACAUGACCAAGAAGAUGUGCUGCUGCGCCUACAACGUGGGCAAAGCUUGGAAUAAGCCAUGCGAACCGUGUCCUACCCCUGCCACCAAUGAAUACAGGACACUGUGUGGUAACCUGUCUCCUGGCUUCAUUAUUGACAUCCACACCGGCAAACCAAUUGAUAUUGAUGAGUGCAGAGAAAUUCCUGGUAUCUGUGCAAAUGGAGUAUGCAUCAACCAGAUAGGAAGUUUCCGCUGUGAAUGUCCAAUGGGCUUCAGCUACAACAACAUUCUGCUGAUUUGUGAAGAUAUUGAUGAGUGCAACAGCGGCGAUAACCUGUGCCAGCGUAACGCAAACUGCAUCAACAUUCCAGGCAGCUACCGCUGCGAGUGUUCCCAGGGCUUUAAACUGUCGCCCGGUGGGGCCUGUCUGGAUCGAAAUGAGUGCCUGGAGAUUCCUAAUGUCUGCAGCCAUGGAGAGUGCAUUGACACUCAGGGCAGCUAUCGCUGUCUCUGUCACAACGGUUUCAAGGCUACUGCUGAUCAGACCAUGUGCAUGGACAUUGAUGAAUGUGAAAGGCAGCCGUGCGGAAAUGGUACCUGCAAAAACACGGUGGGAUCCUACAACUGCCUCUGUUUCCCUGGAUUUGAACUCACGCACAAUAAUGACUGCAUGGACAUAGAUGAGUGCUUUGCCCUGCAGGGCCAAGUGUGCAGGAAUGGACAAUGCGUUAACGGGCUCGGCUCCUUUCAAUGCUUGUGCCAAGAGGGUUAUGAAAACAGCCCUGAUGGAAAGAAUUGCAUUGAUAUUAAUGAGUGCAUUAGUCUGCCGGGAACAUGCUCCCCGGGAACCUGCCAAAACCUGGAUGGAUCCUUCAGAUGUAUUUGCCCUCCGGGUUACGAGGUGCAAAACGACCAGUGUUUAGAUAUCAAUGAAUGUGAAGCAGAGCCCAACAUCUGCCUGUUUGGCACCUGCACCAAUACCCCAGGCAGCUUCAAGUGCACCUGUCAGCCAGGCUUUGUUCUCUCAGACAACAAACGACGGUGCUACGACACCAGAGAAAGCUUCUGUUUCACCAACUUCGAAGCAGGAAAAUGCACAGUCCCUAAAGCAUUCAACACCACCAAGGCCAAGUGUUGCUGCAGCAAGAUGCCCGGAGAGGGCUGGGGACUUCCCUGUGAGCUGUGCCCACGAGAAACUGAUGCUGCCUUCAACACCUUAUGCCCCUACGGCUUUGGAGCUCUGCCUGGACCGGGUGACACUCGAGAGGAUAUGAAUGAGUGUUUGGAUAAUCCUGGAAUCUGCAAGAAUGGAAUAUGCAUCAAUACAGAUGGCUCUUUCAGAUGUGAAUGCCCCUUUGGAUACAUCCUGGAUUACACUGGAGUCAACUGUGUUGACACAGAUGAGUGCUCCGUUGGAAACCCCUGUGGUAAUGGAACCUGUACCAAUGUAGUUGGAGGCUUCGAGUGUUCGUGUCAUGAGGGCUUUGAACCAGGAUCCAUGAUGACUUGCGAGGACAUCAAUGAGUGCUCCCAGAAUCCCCUUCUUUGUGCUUUCCGUUGUGUCAACACGUUUGGGUCCUAUGAGUGUAUGUGUCCUGCUGGGUACGUGCUGAGAGAUGACCAGCGCAUGUGUAGAGAUCAGGAUGAGUGUUCAGAGGGAUUGGAUGACUGCGACUCCAAAGGCAUGACUUGCAAGAAUCUGAUUGGAACCUUCAUGUGUAUCUGCCCUCCUGGCAUGCAGCGGCGACCAGAUGGAGAGGGAUGCAUGGACUUGAAUGAGUGUCGUGCCAAACCUGGAAUCUGUAAGAACGGUCGCUGCAUCAACACAGUUGGAAGCUACCGCUGCGAGUGUAAUGCUGGCUUUGAGCCAAGCUCAACUGGAACUGAAUGUAUUGACAACAGAAAGGGCUUGUGUUACACAGAGGUCCUGCAGACAAUGUGCCAGCAGUUGUCAACCAACAGGAACAGUGUGACCAAGUCUGAAUGUUGCUGCAACGCGGGUCGUGGUUGGGGGCCAGGGUGUGAGCUGUGCCCCCUACCAGGCACCGUACAGUACAAGAAGAUGUGUCCUCUUGGACCUGGCUACACCACAGAUGGUAGAGACAUCAAUGAAUGCCAGGUGUUGCCAGAUCUGUGCAAGAAUGGGCAGUGCAUCAACUCCAUAGGAUCCUUCCGCUGCCACUGUAAUGUAGGCUACAAAGCUGACUUCACCAGCACCUCAUGUGUUGAUUUGGAUGAAUGCUCCUUGUCACCGAAGCCAUGCAACUUCCUGUGUAAAAAUACGGAAGGCAGCUACUUGUGCUCCUGUCCCAGAGGAUACAGCCUACAACCAGAUGGAAAGACCUGCAAAGAUCUGGAUGAAUGUUCAACAAAGCAACACAACUGCCAGUUCCUCUGUGUUAACACCAUUGGAGGCUUCAACUGCAAGUGUCCUCCUGGCUUUAUUCAGCAUCAAACUGCCUGCAUUGACAACAAUGAGUGUGCGGCCCAAAACAGUGUUUGUGGUUCCCGCGCUUCCUGCGUAAACACACCUGGUAGCUUCAAUUGUGAAUGCUCUAAAGGUUUCUCUCUGGACAAUACUGGCUUUGAGUGUGAAGAUGUGGAUGAGUGUAGCAAUAACCACCGUUGUCAGCAUGGCUGUCAGAACAUGUUGGGAGGUUACCGCUGCGGCUGUCCUCAGGGCUAUGUACAGCACUACCAGUGGAACCAGUGUGUGGAUGAAAAUGAGUGUCAGGGUGGGACUGUGUGUGGCUCUGCUUCCUGCUACAACACCCUGGGAAGUUUCAAGUGUGUCUGUCCUUCUGGCUUUGACUUUGAGGAAACCGCCGGUGGUUGCCAGGAUGUGAAUGAAUGUAACACUGGCACAAACCCCUGCAUCUAUGGCUGCUCCAACACUGAUGGAGGAUACCUGUGCGGCUGUCCAGGAGGUUUCUUUAGAGCUGGCCAGGGUCACUGUAUUUCCGGUUCAGGCUUCCCAGGACACCUUGUGGAUGGAGAUGAGGAUGACAGUCUUUCUCCUGAAGCUUGCUACGAAUGCAAGAUCAAUGGCGGAGGAAAGAAUGGACGACACAAGCGCAGUGCCGAUGAAAAUGAACUUAAUCAGGAACCAGCUGUAAGUAUGGCCAGCGUGGACACCCAGGCCUUCAUCCCCUUAAACGUCUCGCUGGCCUCACUCCUCAACAAGGAGCCUUUGCUUGAGCUCCUCCCUGCACUUGAGCCCCUGGAGCAUCACGUACGUUACAUCAUAACCCGCGGCAACACCGACGAACACUUCCGCCUCAUGGAGCGCAGAGAUGGAAAGAGCGUCCUCAGGCUCGGGAAGAGACCACCCCCUCCAGGGUCCUACCGGCUGGAGGUCACCAGCCUGCCUCUGUUUGGACCCCGCAGAUUACAUCAGCUGGAGGAGCAGCACGACUCUGACUACCUACAGGGGGAGAUAGGAGAUGCUCUGCUCAUCAAGCUCCACAUUCACCUGCACUGAGCUCAGUCCAUGUGUGUGCAAUCCUUCUCUGGACUUUUUUUUUUAAACUAUCAAAUAACUCUGCCCCUGAAAGAACCAUCUGACUAACAGGGGGAGAAUUAGGGGCUACAAGAAACUGAGUCAAUAAGCCCACCUCUACCACCACUUUGUUACUCUUCAAGUUAUAUGUUGUUUGAUUUUUUCUUUCUUAUUUUUGUACAAUGACUGUAAUUCUGUCUGGCCCAGUACUCAUUUCUCCCCUGAGAAACAGAGGACAAGAUGGCAAAGAGGUGCUUUUGUGCUUGGACCACUGCAGCUCCAUACACAUAACGUAGCAUGUCUGUGAAAGGUUAGAUGGAGGUUUUAUUCAGUUAAUGUUGGGGCUGAGCUAAAAUGUAUGUUUUCAAUUGUGCAAAAAUACCCGGCCUUAGGAUUAAUUCACAUCUUUGUGAUCUUAAGAAAAAACAAAACAAAAAAAACAAUCCCGUAACUGCGGAUAAA
Molecule: messenger RNA, 9394 nt
Organism: Cyprinodon variegatus (sheepshead minnow)
Lineage: Eukaryota; Metazoa; Chordata; Actinopteri; Cyprinodontiformes; Cyprinodontidae
Gene: fbn3
Product: fibrillin-2-like
Exons: 65
Coding region: 284-8914 (2876 amino acids)
Molecular function (GO): calcium ion binding
Source: RefSeq, a predicted model, not a curated record